Messenger RNA from Caenorhabditis auriculariae, 11243 nucleotides. The record is from the annotation of a GenBank genome assembly. Lineage: Eukaryota; Metazoa; Nematoda; Chromadorea; Rhabditida; Rhabditidae.
AUGGCCGGAUUUGAUAAAGGUACGGUGGGAACAACUUAUUUCGAAAAAUGAGCAUCAGCUCCAGUUGCUUGAGUAAUUUCGCUCCAAUGAGAUCUGAUCUAAAAACUCACUCUGACAUCGGUAACGCAAAUCGGACGCGCUUCGGACGUUUGAGCUUUGUAGUGAACACUUGAGAGUGCUGACGCCGCUAAGGGAUCUCUAGAAAUUCUCAUGAAUGACCGGUUACCGAGGUUCGAGCAUGAAGUGUAGGAAUUAGGAACUAUUUUUUAUAAUCUCUUCUGUGAGCUUUUUUUUCGUUAAUCAGUUUUUUCGGAUCUAAUUACUUCCAUUUUCAAAUUUUUCAAGGUCUUAAUUACAACUUAUAAGUUCAAUUCAAAAUUGAUAGAUGCAGUAUCAGAAAAAGUUCAUCAAAUUAAAUAUAUGAAAUUAAAAACCUUCAAAACUCAAAGGUAUUUCAAUCGAAAAAAAAAGAGUUAACAAGGAAGUUGUUCCAUAUUGAUACCGUAGCUUUCGACGGCCGCUGUAUAUCAGAUUGCCCGGAAAUCCCUCUCCGGUAAUCCUUUUAUCACAAUGACUCGGAUAAAGAUUGCUCCGACGCCAAGGAUGCGCUCCUAAGUGGCGGUUAUUCAUGUCGCGCCAACAAGUCAACAGGUUCUCGCGUGGUCAUAGCGACGGGCUCGCCGAGCAGGGCGGAGCUUCUACUUCUUACUUGUCGGCUCUUUUUUCUUGCUCAUCCUCCCGACACCGCCAACCGUGGUAAUUACUCGCGAUCCCCAAACUUGGAAAUCACACAGUCGGCUUGUCACUCUGAAAUCUCCAGGUAGGAGUUAUGAUCUUGGAAGUGAGGGUUGUGCUUCACAGCUGUCCGGUUCGGCGGCUGAUGCUUGGUCUUAUUAAUUGUGAUGAUGACUUGAUAAUUAAUGAUGAAACACAGAUUAUAAUUUCAUUCAUGCAAAAAGAAUGUUAGAAGAAUUAUUAUAGAGAGAAUAAGUUUCUUGAAGUAAUCGCCCCUGCUGAAUGUUAUGUUUAAGUAAGCUCUAUCGGAAAUUUUCGUCCUUUUCUGGAAACCUAAAAUUUGAACUGUUUGUGCCUUUCACUGUUAAUCCCUGGCCGGGAAAUUUCGCUUCAUAUUUUCUUAUUGCUCUUUUUUCUUCCGAAGAAAAAAGGAAAAAUAAAUAAAGAAUUUUCUCAAAAUACUGUAGGCCUCUCGUUCCUGACGACUUCCAUCCGACAACGUUUCGCGGGCCACCGGCCAUUGGAGGAAGACGGCGAAAGUGCGGACGACGCGCUCCUUGCGUCGUCGGCCUCAUCGUCUUCGUCUGGCUGGCCGACGUCGUCACUUCUCAGACGAUCACCAUCCUCACCGACACUUCCAUCCGCCACGCCGUCGAGAUCAUUCAGCGGACCAAGUCUGAACUCGCUUCUGCCGGCUUCGAACCCGGCUCCUCUUAUCAGUGGGUUCACUUCCUCGUUUCGAAUGGCAGAAAGAGAAGAAACUAUUAUAUCUCCACUUCCUAAGCACUUUGAUACGGAUAGAAAUGCGUAAGCAUUUCAGUUCUUUAGACGCUUUUUCCACUCUUUCCGGUCCGAUUUCAAAUGGGCUAAUCAACUGGGCAAUACUUUUUUGAACCUUUUAUCUAUCAUCACAUCGAAAAUUUCCUUUUUUUCAAUCGCAUGUUUGUUCAAGCGAGCUUACUGAGUUUAGGUUUUUUAAUUUUUUUUUAUCUCUUGUAGUCCUAGGUGUACUUUGUUUUCGGGCCGUAUAAAAAUGUAUUUUCAAUCGAACAAAUCGUUUGGAAGUUGAGAAUUGGGGUUUCAGCUUUAAAUUUCGUGAUUCCGUGAGAAGGAUUUCAGAUGGCAGACGCAGACGUCAGAAGCGUGCAAUGAUGACAUGACGUCAUUGAACGACAUCAAUCUUCUUCUGAGUGGAGCCAUCAAACAAAGUUCCGUCGCCGUGAUUGGGCCAACCUGUCAAAAAGGUUCCUUUUCCAAAUCCCACUCAGUAGUUUAUGGUCAGGAUUGAGCACUAUUUUUGAUUUCGCAACUUGGACGAGGCCGCAAUGAAGGGAAGAGAGCUGCGAGAUUAGGCCAACCCCCAAAUUAAAAGAACAUUUCGUAUAAAUUGGCACCGAAUAUAAAGUUUAGACGGAAUAGGUUUGUGAUGGAGAAAAAAAAAAACUGCUUUCAGUUUUACGAAAAUCGGUAAAUAUAGCUGAUUCACGGCUGGCUUGAGCCAUCGAAAAAAGGGUCCUGCCACGAAAAGAGACGAGACAGUGCCCUGGUUGGUGGAGAGUGCAGACAGGCCACGCCUUUUUGCGUCCCAAGCUAGCCGUGAAUCGUCUAUACGUUUGCCGUAGUUUACCCAAGAUUGAUAAGUUGCUGAUAAUUGCUCUCUAAACGUCAAAAUAAGCUCUUUCAUGAGCAGAACCAUUUAUUAAAGCCUUCCAUACGGGGUCAUGAAAGUUUUCGCUUCGAUAGUAUCAUUUCCCUUCGCAGUAACUUUUGUGAAAUCCUUGAUUUUGUUUAAUCAAUAUUUUUAUCUGUAUAAUAUUCAGUUUUUUCACCUUCAGUUUUUCAAAGAAAUUUGGAUUACAGCGUUAUCAAAAAAAAAAACUAUCCUGAGACGGCAGAGCAGAAAAUAUUCUAAAAAUCUUUUGAGAAGUGCUGUGGUAUACUCGGAAUCGGAAAAAAAGACGUUCGAUUCACGAAAAACAAUGAAAUUUGGAGUUUUUUUGAACCGUGUCGUGUUUUGGUUGAGUGCGGAAUGAAGUGAAGAUCUUCCGACUUUUCAUGAACAUCGAGGACCAUGAAAGAAAUAAAAUAGAAGACAAGUGUUUAUCAACUCCUUUCUCUUCUUUCGAAAACAAACUUUUUUGAAGUUAAUUGCCUGAUGAACAAUGAUACGAAAAGCGUCUCUGGACGACUACUAAUACUAAUUGGCGACUAAUUUCCAGAUGUUGAACUUGCGCUCGGGAUCACAAGUUCUCUUCGUUUUCCACACCUCAACAUCUUCGGAGAAUCAAUUUAUACCAAUAGUCUCAUUCAGGUCUCUUUUUUUCGCUGAGUUCCUUACCCAAAACUCUAGUUGUUUUCUUCAGAUGUCCGCAAGGACUACGGUAAACAUCGCCGAGAAUAUUAUCGGCUUGGCCAGAGGAUUCCAGUGGACUGGGGUAAGUUUUGUGACCAUACUCAGGGUUUUAGGAUGUGUACGCGUUAAUUGAAUUGAAAAUAAUUUAUUCGGUUAAACAUUUAUAAUUUUCUAUACUUUCUCUUAGCAGCGUGACGAUUGUUAAAUGCAAUAAUGAUUUCGCAUCGCGUAUGUAACACCAGAAGUCCUAAAUAAUGAAAAAAAAAAUGCUAUUUUUGGUUUUUCAUGAAACAGUAGACUGUCUCUAAUUGUUGGAAAACGCCUUCAGCCUUCAUUUAUAAAAACGGCAAGCAGCUUUUCAAUGGAAAAUGAUUUAUUAAAGGCUUUUGGAAUCUUUAAAAUAUUGGAGAUACCCUCAAAGUUAUAUGCGGCAACUACUCAAGUUUAAUUCUUCAAAACCCGAUGUGUGUAAAAAAGAACAUUCAAUUCUAGAUUUCUCUUCUUUAUUGUGCCUCCUGCUAUAUGACGGACGUGUUUGCAAGCGAAAAAAGGUUUUUUUUAAAAUCAGGAUCAGGAAACUCCCCUGUUUACAGAUUCAGCGAGAUCUCGAGGAUGAUAGCGACGAAAAGCAUCGCCAUCACGAAGACGUGGCGAGUGCAGCCGAACACGCCACGGCAGACCUUGGCCACCAUGUUCGGAGACUUGACCGACGUCACUAGAGGUUAUUCAUCUGCAUGAUAUACUCUCGUAAAAUAUAAAACUCUGGUGUUGAUUUUUUAAUGAUUUUUCUACUUAUGACUCUAAAUAAUUGAUAGCUUAACUUUCUCGUAAACGUUCAUAAUUUCUUCCUUUUUCUUCAAGGUUCAAUCUGUACUAGAGUUGUUGGGAGAAACUUGACCAAAUUCAAAGAAAGUGCCUUAAAAAGACAAGGAAAAUAUUGUGUGAACGGUAGAGAAUCAGACUUCGUUACUGAUCUUUCGUGUUUCAACCAGCUCUGAUUACUGUGAUUCACUAUGAACACCAAUCGCAACUGGUUCAAAUUAUGAAAAAAAAAACAGGAAAACUUUCGAAAUUGACGUCAAACUGGCUAUUAAAAAUUUGGACAGAACGCAAAAAACAUAUUGAAUCUUGGAGUUUUUCUUUGUUCAUCCCUUGAGUUGAGGCAAGCCUAUUUCGGACCUCUCCCUACAUGUUUCGUCGGCUCUUUGGGAUAUUUUGAAGUUUUAUUUCAGUGGUUGUGGCUCUCCUGGGUAACAAUUUGGCCGACUACACACAGUUUCUCCAAGCGUUCUAUUCCCGGAACUACACUGCGGAGAACGGCUACACUCCAGUUCUGGUCCUGACGAGAUUCUCUGUAGGUUUUUUUCAAGCGUGCAGCUCACCCACAGUUCUUCAGCUACAAGAGCUUUCGUUGCCUUGGGAAUCGGAUCCCUCGCUUUUGAACGUGUACGACAAAGCGCUCAUCGUGAGUUUGGUCAAAGUCGAAAUAUCUAACUUGAAAUGACAGUUGUACAAUGACAAGCAGGACAGAGCAAAAAUAUCGGAUUUCGCGAGAAGUUUUUCUUUUCAAAACGACGACGUGAGUCAACAUUUUGCAUUCUUUUCCAGAAAUUUGAAGAUUCCAGGAAGCUUUGAUUUCAAUUCAACUCUAUGAAGCGAUGUAUACGAUGGCGCAAGUUUCCAACACUGUUAGUCCUGAAAGCGUUCGAGGCGAUUUAGCAGCUCGAAAUAUUACAAGUUGGUCGGAUUAUCGGUUUGUGAGGAAGUUUCUAUUUUGAAGCUCCAUUUGGAACGAUCAAUUUCAACAAAAACGGCUACCGUAUCACUGGGUUCAACGUCAGACUUAUAAACGGGUCAAUGUCGGGUCGAGACGCCUUUCAGUUUCUUUUUUCAAACAUUCCCAUGAGUUGCGAUGCCACUAUCACUUGUUUGGUGAGUUCGAACAACUAAACGCUUCUCAAUCGAUAAUCGAUCAGAUUGCGGACGUCUCCAGCACUUCUUAUGAUGUAAAUGCGGACAGUCCCAUUUGUGGGUACAACCACGAGCUCUGCAGUCAACUCAAGUUGGAUUUCAUUUGCCGACUCUUCAAAAUGAACUAUUUCAGGCCAUUUAUUGUUAUUUUGUUAGGAAUGAUUCUUUUACUCAUUUGUACAUAUAUCUACGUUCGUCUAGUUAGAAAGUGAGUUUCUGCUUCGAAAAUAAGCAAAAGAAAAAAUGGAAUUCCAGAUUUCAAAAAACAAAAAGAUCACUAAAGUCACCUUGGGUAAUUCCCAUCGAGGAGGUCAAGUUCACCGAUCUCGCCGCUACGGAAGGAGUGAGUCCCAUUUUUAGUUUAAACGAACAAUUUUUUGAAAGCUUCAGAGUCAGUACAUGUCCAUACAGAGCCUCAAACAACGAAUGGAGGAAAAGGUAUAAACUUUUCUUUUCAAUGGAAAAUCAAGAUAAAUAGAACUUUUCGAACCGACUUGACACGGGAGCUGUAGAAAAUGGAGGCGGCAGUGAAUACAGUUAAAAUUAUAUGCUCAAGUUGAAUAUUUACUAAAUUUUUGUAAAGUAGUUCGGAAAAAAGGAUGAAAAUUUUUUCAACAUUUUAAUCUACUAAGGACGGCAAAUUUUCUUUAAAUAAUUUAGUGUUUUUUUUGCUGUAUUUUUUUGGUAAAACGUCUGAGCUUAAUUGCAUUUGGAUUCUCGCAAAUCUCCUUAAGACUUCAUUCAUUUCAGCAACGAGUCCAAACAGCAACAAAAACAAGGUUCCUGGCGACGGUCGACCAGCUCUACGUCAUCGCCGAAAAGUAUUUCGUCAAGGAUCGCCUUCGCUUCGACAAGAUCGACAGCUCUAUUCUGUUCAAUGUUUCCUACUUCCUAAGACGAUCUUGAUUUUAAAUAUUCUCAGAUGCGGAGAACGCAACACGAUAACCUCAACACCUUCAUCGGCUUCGCCUUCGAUAAACAGGAGAUCUACCAAAUCUGGACUCAAUGUUUCAGGUUCAGUGCUUCAAGCAUUUUGUGACCGGAAAUUUGUUCAGAGGGAACUUGGCGGAUUUGCUACUGGAGCCCAAAAUGGAAAACGGAAUGGUUAUGCACCACAACUUCCGCGGAGCUUUCGUUCGAGAUAUUCUCAAGGUUUGAAGAUACAGAGACUUCGAAAACGUUCAGAUUUACUGUGUGAAACAAAAAAUAAACUUCUUGAGUUCAAUUUGUUUAAACGAGAAGGUUGAUAGGUUUUGAGUUUUUUUUUCUGGGAUAAGCUCUGAAUUCCGCUUUGCUUGGAAUAAGCCUAGAAAACUUAGCUAACUAGGGAAUGGUCUCCAUUCGCAGUGGGACUUCUGAAUGAGACUAGGUUCACUAGAUGUAGUUUUUUUACGCUGAUUCCAAAUCUGGUCUCAAAAACUGCCCUCGAGACCUGUGAAAAAAGUUAGGGGCUCUCAAAGUCGAAAAAUUUUAUGUCUUCGAUUGAGCUCAUUUUUGGAGGGUAUAUAGAUCUUGUCCCUCUGGUCACGAAAAACCAUCAAAUUUCUCUCAAAAAAAUUUCGGAGCCCAGAUAUGAACUUUCAAAGCCCCGCCUAACACAAGAGCAUGCGAGCGCGGUGUCCUAUGGCGAUCCGACGGCUGUCGAAGCAACGGCAGCGAGGAGCAGUGGUAAGGCGGCGGACUGGGGAUCACGAGGUCAUAGGUUCGGUGCCCACGCUGUGCAAAAGUUUUUUUGCAAUUUCUCCUUUUUUUGGAUACUUUCGUCUAACUGCUCCUUUUUUUGAGUUUUUGAGGCGUAUAAACACGAAAAAAACUGCGUUUUUGAACCUAUUCCAACAGCUGAAAUUCUUUUUUUGUCGCAAAUUUUUUUCAUGAAAUUUUUUUCGUGAUUUUUCCAUGUGUAUGAGCAUGAGUUGGAUUGUCAAAAUUUUUCAGAAAAAAAUUUUUUUGGUUUUUUUCUUUUUUUCUUUUUUUCCAAAAGCUGUCUAGACCGAAUUCAUCACAGCUACGCUGAUAGAUGAUGCGGAAAUUUUUCAAUAAUUUUUUUCAGACUGCGGUGCUCACUUACCUCUUCACGAGAAAAAAAAAUCACCCAAAUUUAAUUCAGGUUUUUGCUGAAACUUUCAAGGAGGCUUUCUUUGAUCCGUGAAUAAAAUUAAUAGAAAAAAACCUCACUAAAAACUUCCGUUCAAUGAAAAUUUUGAAAGGUUAUAGUCAGACUUCGGCGAGUAGAAAGUUCCAAAAUAAAAAAGAAACUGAAAAUAAGAAAAAUGAAGUUUCUUUGAGAUAUAAGUUUUUUGGACAAUUUUCAAUCUUUUCCAUUUGGGGCAAACCGCGGGAAUUUUCUUUUUUUUUCGGCAAAAUGCGAUGGUCAUAGGUGAGCCCACUGCAAAUAACGAAGGGUUUUUUGAAGAAAAAAAAUUUUUUUCUGUGGUCAGUCAGCGUAGCUGUGAUGAAUUCGGUCUAGACAGCUUUUGGAAAAAGAAAAAAGAAAAAAAAAACCAAAAAAUUUUUUCUGAAAAUUUUGACAAUCCAACUCAUGCUCAUAUACAUGGAAAAAUCACGAAAAAAAUUUCAUGAAAAAAAUUUGCGACAAAAAGAAUUUCAGCUGUUGGAAUAGGUUCAAAACGCAGUUUUUUCGUGUUUAUACGCCUCAAAACUCAAAAAAGGAGCAGUUAGACGAAAGUAUCCAAAAAAGGAGAAAUUGCAAAAAAAACUUUGCACAGCGUGGGCACCGAACCUAUGACCUCGUGAUCCCCAGUCCGCCGCCUUACCACUGCUCCUCGCUGCCGUUGCUUCGACAGCCGUCGGAUCGCCAUAGGACACCGCGCUCGCAUGCUCUUGUGUUAGGCGGGGCUUUGAAAGUUCAUAUCUGGGCUCCGAAAUUUUUUUGAGAGAAAUUUGAUGGUUUUUCGUGACCAGAGGGACAAGAUCUAUAUACCUUCCAAAAAUGAGCUCAAUCGAAGACAUAAAAUUUUUCGACUUUGAGAGCCCCUAACUUUUUUCACAGGUCUCGAGGGCAGUUUUUGAGACCAGAUUUGGAAUCAGCGUAAAAAAACUACAUCUAGUGAACCUAGUCUCAUUCAGAAGCCCCACUGCGAAUGGAGACCAUUCCCUAGUAAGAAAUCUUUUAUCUUCAGGGGCUAGACUACAUUCAUUUAUCUGAAAUUGGGUUUCACGGUGCUCUGACGUCAGCCAACUGCAUGAUCGACUCGCAUUGGAUUCUCAAACUCUCCGGGUUCGGCGUCGCCCGAUUACUUUACAAGUGGGUUUUCCCGUGUCUGUGCUCAAAUCCCAUGAAAAUACUGACGUUUGUCUUCGAUUUGAAGAUGGCGCGCUGCCAACCUUCUCUUCACGCACGACAGAAGGCCCAUCAUUGCGAAUCCAGGUGGGGUCGAACUCUUUUCUGAAGUAAUAUGAGAGUUCAGAACUUCAUUACUACGCUCCUGAGCUGAGAGGUCUUCUGAGGACCCACAUGACAAGCACGCGUACUGAGAAAAUUCAUUUCACCAACGCCUUUGGACGGGUUUGAGCUGAUUGAAGAUCUAUAAAACAUGAUUGUAGUUUAGUUUUUUUGGCAGAUGUCUUUUGAUAAACAAAUUUUUCAAUUUGGGGAAAAUACUGCAAAAAGUGUAGGUUUAUGGGGAAUAAAAAUCUAUAAGUUGAAAAAAAAAACAAGCGAAAUAAUUUUAAGUCAGAAAAAAAAACAUAGUUGAACACGGCUUUUCACAUUUUUUUGAAGUCCAACAGAAAAAAAGUUUUGCUUUUUUCUGUUGGACUUCAAAAAUGAUUUUUCGCACAAUUAUCUAUAUUUUUUUAUAAUUCUAUUCUAUAGAUGGAAAAAGCUUUCAGACGGCGGACAUUUUUUCAUUCGGCGUUGUUCUUUACGAAAUCCUCUACGGCCAGAAGUAUGUCAAUAUCGACGACAAAGUCUACCGUAAGAUCUCAAAUUCUCUUCGAACCAGAUUUGGAAUAUCCAGAAGAAUGUACCUUGAUGGACCUGGAAGCUGAGUCGAGAGUGCCGGACAAUCCAGACUUCCCUCAUAGCGACGACGUGCAUCCCGACCUCGUCGAGCUCAUCCAGAAGUGCUGGACACGGCAGCCUGAGCUCCGACCUGACCCCGCUCUGGCGAGAAAAAUUACCGACGCCACGUUGAAAAUGUAGACGGAGUCAUUCUGAGCUCUCAUGAUUUUUUUUCUUCUUGUCACAGGUCUGGAUCGCUGGUGGAUCAGAUGAUGAAGAACAUGGAGAUGUACACGAACGGCCUCGAGCUGCUGGUCGCCGAGAGGACGGGUCAACUCGAAGAAGAGCAGAUGAAGGCCGACAUGCUCCUUUCUGAGUUGCUGCCGCCGUAUGUCCAAUUUUUUUUUUUGAAAAUAGCCUUUUAUUUACUUGAAAACCAGUUUUUUUUUCAACUACUUUCUAUCUAAUCGAAAUAGUUUUUAUUAUGUUUUCCAACUUUCCUUACUCUGCUAAUUCUGAUAAAAUUAAUUUCAUAAAUUACGAUGUGAUCCGUGGAAAUUAUAGUAUCGCUUUUUCAAAACUGAUAAAAUCUCAACAACAAAAUUCUUUCCAGCUAACCGUACCAAAUCUGUUUCUAGUGUUCUUUGGUUUUCUUUUUGUUACGGAUCUUUUUAUUCCUUAAGCUCACCUCGAUUUAAAAUAGGUUUAGGUUAAUUAAUCUGAUUUUUUUUUGUUCAUGAGAUUAUUUUGAUGCGAUUUAGGUCGAUAGCGGAGGAGCUGAAGAACGGAAGGAUGGUACAUGCGAAGACGUACAACUCGGCGACGAUCCUCUACUCGGACAUCGUCGGCUUCACUUCGCUCUGUUCAGAGUCGCAGCCGAUGGAGGUGGUCGCCCUGCUCUCCGGCAUGUACCAGACCUUCGACCGGAUCAUCAGCCAGCAGAACGGCUACAAGGUUUUUUCCCUUCUCGCAUGGAAAAAGAGAAAGCUGUGGCAGAUGGAGACGAUCGGCGACGCCUACUGCGUGGCCUCCGGAAUUCCAAUCGCUUCAGAGACGGCCCACGUCAAGAACAUCGCCAUGGUGGCCCUGUUGCAACGAGACGUAGGCCCCUUUGCUUCUCACUCGAGAAAGGAUAUUUUCCAGUUCCUGCACAAGUUCGAGAUUCCGCAUAGACCAGGCCAGUAUCUCAAGUGUCGCUGGGGUUUCAACAGCGGCUCUGUUUUCACAGGAGUCGUCGGAAUUCGCGCGCCGAGAUACGCCGUCUUCGGACCUACGGUAAUUUUGAAUAUUACCCAAACAAUUUGCUCUUUCCAUUCGCAAGGUGAGAAGGAAGAACUUGGUCUUUCAGGUGACAAUCGCUGCAAAGCUGGAAAGCUCUGGCGUGCCUGACCGCAUUCAAAUGUCUCUAGCAAGUCAAAAGGUACUUCUUCCAAUCCCUAAAAUUUCAUUCAAUGAAAAAAUUGAAUAAGAAUGAAAAAUAUAGUCAUUUGAAACGUAAGAGAGAGCUUCGAAACUUCGGAAAAGAAAAAUCCGGGACUAUAGAAAUUUAUUUGAAAUCUAACUAUGGCGGUCCUUUGAUGACCUUUUAAAAAAAGAAGAUUUUUUUCAUAAAUUUUCCCAAAUUAGAUAUAUUAUUUUUAUAUAUGUUUUUCCACUUCCAAAAUAUUUGAAUAUUUGAAAAUUUCAAAAGUUUUUUUAAUCCAGCAAAAAAACAUCCUUAUUAAAAAAAGUUAUCAAGUUUUUUUGAGAAAAAUUUCUGAGAAGCUUUUUUUUUUCAAGAAACCAGAUUGUUUAUCAGCUUCUAGAAACCAUUUUCAGUUGAUAUCAAGAAAUUAUCCGGAAUUCGCACAUUGUUCACGAGGCAGCGUCAAGAUUGAUGUAAGAUCCGAUAUCCUUAUACGUCAAAAUUGGAAAUUUCAGUCGAUAGGAACACUCCUCACCUAUUGGUUAGAAGGCGUCGACGAAGAAAAGGCCAAGGCGCAAUCGGCCAAAAUCAUACAAGUCGAUCCAACAAUAGACGAGGCAACUAGAGGGAAUCAGGAUUCACAAAGAAUCGUCUUUUUGCAGUACAUCGACGUGCGGAGAGCGAGGAACAGUGCUCGACCGCCGCUUCUGGAAGAACUCGAGGAGUUGGACGACGUCUUCGGCGAGCCUUCCAGUCUCUCUGGGCCAAACUCUGCCGGCUCUUUCAGCCAACAUUCGACUGUUGUCGUUUCCUGA